Messenger RNA from Amborella trichopoda, 2840 nucleotides. RefSeq lists its product as uncharacterized. Gene Ontology annotation, molecular function: protein dimerization activity; RNA polymerase II cis-regulatory region sequence-specific DNA binding; DNA-binding transcription factor activity, RNA polymerase II-specific. NCBI's taxonomy places the organism in Eukaryota, Viridiplantae, Streptophyta, Magnoliopsida, Amborellales, Amborellaceae. Gene Ontology annotation, biological process: regulation of transcription by RNA polymerase II. The record is from RefSeq and is a predicted model, not a curated record. Gene Ontology annotation, cellular component: nucleus.
AGAUUUUGUAUUAGAAGUCUUUGUAUUUUUACAGGUUGCAUGCUGCAUAUAAAAUACUUGGCAUAUAUCUGUGUUCUGGAGGUAGCACUUUUCUUCGAUAGUGAACUACGCCAAAAGUAGUUUUAACAUUAUUGUGGGGCAAUCUACAAUUUCCUCUGAACGUGUGCCAAUCCAUCUGAUUUAUAAUUUGGAUGCAGUGUAUGAGAUCAGAUAGUGGUUCAAAUGAGCUUUACUUACAGAAAUUUGAUUGUUUAAGUGAAUCAAGAAUGAUUGUAAUUUGUGUUUUUCCCCUGAACGUCAUCCACAGAUGGCUACUAAUUGGUUCUUACUUUUAUUAGCACAUCAAGAGUGGAACUCAUACAGUUUAUCCCCCCCUCCAAAAAAAAGGAGAUGAAGUGUCUUGGCAUAUUUAUUCCAUGCCAAUUUGAGAACAAAGGAGAUUUUUGAGAAACUUAGCAUUUUUAUGUUGGUCCUAACUCUCAAAAUUGUGGGAGGUGCCUACAAAACCAGGAAAGGAGCUUGAGUCAUUUGCCUGGGAAUUCACUCAAAAUGAGGGGUUAUCAUAUUGGAUUUGUAUAGAAAGUGUGAUGAUUAUCCAUGCUCCAGAAUGAAUUUUCACAUGCAGAAUUCUUCUCGAAGGGAGGGAAGACACGCACAGUUUGCUGGAUGUCUUUGUUUUGCUUCAUGAUAAUCUUAUCAGAUGUGACCUAUAUCUUACUAAAAAAAGUUACAUGUAACCUUUAUAUUUCGUUUCAAUUUAGAGGUUUUUCAUACUUUGAUACACAAAGUGAAGUGAUUUAAUCCACCAAAUUCUUAUGAUGGAUGACUUUCUUGAUCAAUUCUUGUCAUCUUCAUCAUGGUCAGACUUGAGUUCAACAACUAGAUCAUCCUGGAAUGGUGCUGCAGGCCAGACAAAUGGCCUACUUGCUGACCCUGUGGGCUUGUAUGUAGAUGGCCCAAAAAACCCAACCACAACAGUGGUUAACCCAAGCCUUAUAAUUGAGAAUCUAGGCAAUCAAAGACAUGCUCAUGAAGGUACUACUGAAAAUCCAAACUAUGGUCUCAAUAAGGGGCUGUUUCCCGUGCAAAACCAACCAACUAGAGAAGCUCAAGAUCUUGGUUCAGCUCAAUCUGAACACAAUAAAGAGGCUUCUGACAGAACUUUUCCUUUGCAGCAGGCUCUUGAGAGUAAUGCAACAAGUGGGUCCUUAGGCCACCAACUCAAUGCAUCUGGGUCGGUUACUCCAACUUGUAGUUCAGCCCAAUAUCUUCCUGGAGUCGGAGGUUCAAAUGGAGUUGUUGGUGGGUUGAUUGAACAUGGUUCAGGUGGAACUAAGGGGAAUGAGACUGUUGGGUUUCAACAGUCCAUUGGAGAUUCACUUCCCAUAAAUUCAGCUGGCGCACUUUUGCGCCCAUCAUAUGGUGGUGUUCCUCUGGCUCCAAUUAUGGGGCAGGGGAAACUGGAAGGAUUUGGAUUGCGCAAUGAUUAUAUGGAAGGUGAUGCCAAUCUUUUGGGUAAGGGAUAUCUGGGGGUUGAUAAACUGCCACUUCUGGAGAACAUACCUGCUACGUCUGUAAAUGAGCAAGAUGAACCUUGCAACUCUCAUUUGCCUUCUUUUGCCACUGGACCACAAAUAAUAUCACCUAGAACUGGUGGGUUGCCAACUCAUCAGCAGUUGCUGAAAUCUAAUGAUCCAAAUUCUCGGAAGCAUGGUGGAAACCAAUCCAUUUCUCAGUUACAUCCGGUGGCUGCUACUGGGGGUGGCUGUAAUGGAGGUGUUAGGCCACGUGUUAGAGCACGUCGAGGCCAGGCCACUGAUCCACACAGUAUUGCCGAGCGGCUUCGGAGAGAAAAAAUUGCUGAAAGGAUGAAGAAUUUGCAAGAGCUUGUUCCAAACUCCAAUAAGACAGAUAAGGCAUCAAUGCUUGAUGAGAUUAUUGAUUAUGUGAAAUUCCUUCAAUUGCAAGUCAAGGUUUUAAGCAUGAGCAGGCUUGGUGCAGCUGGAGCUGUUGUUCCCCUUAUAACAGAAACUGAGGGCUCGAGCAAUCUCUUGUUGUCGACAUCAGCUGGGCAGGCCCCAGAUCUCUCCGAGUCUCAGGAUAACAUCGCAUUUGAGCAAGAAGUCAUGAAGCUCAUGGAGUGCAACAUGACCUCAGCCAUGCAAUAUUUGCAGAACAAAGGCCUCUGUCUAAUGCCUAUUGCUUUGGCUUCUGCCAUCUCAAACUCAGGUAAACAGUCACCUGAAAACAAAUAUUCCAUGGCUGGAAUCCAGCCGCUCUCUCCUGGAAGUGAUAAUCUGAUAGUUGAGAACAUACUAGAGAGAGAAAGGAAGGAGCUUCCAAAUGGGGCUGUGAUCAAGCAACAAGAGAAGCAGAAGCCUCUUCAGCGUAUAUAACCAACCCAGAUGUGAUAGUUUCUAUUUAUUGUUUCCUCUUUAGAUUUGUCUUCUGUAGAGAGAGAGAGAGAGAGAGAGAGAGAGCUUUUGAGUCGUCGUAUGCAGAGAGAUGGUCAUAGGCUGUGAUCAAGCAAGAGGAAAUUUGAUGCUUCUUCAUGGUGCAUAACCAACCCAAAGCUGUUGAAGUGUCUAUUUAUUGUUUCUCUAUUUAUGUGCCUUGUGUAGAGAGAGAGGUUGAGUCUUGGUAGGAACACAGAUGGGUCAUGCUUUGAGUUAAUCAAGUUGUUUAGAGUUUUGAGUUUAUUAUGUCGAGAAGGUAUUUAUGGGUGUAUUUGAUUCCUUUAAAGUAAAUUAUAAAUAAAUGAGAAUUGUACCCAAAAACUGAGAAGGUGCAAGUACAGGAAGUAUUUGAAAAUUAGAAGAAAUUAUGGUGAUUUUGGAUAA